This is a messenger RNA of Pocillopora verrucosa, 3219 nucleotides long. RefSeq names its product inositol polyphosphate-4-phosphatase type I A. Gene Ontology annotation, molecular function: phosphatidylinositol-3,4-bisphosphate 4-phosphatase activity. NCBI's taxonomy places the organism in Eukaryota, Metazoa, Cnidaria, Anthozoa, Scleractinia, Pocilloporidae. Gene Ontology annotation, cellular component: cytoplasm. The record is from RefSeq and is a predicted model, not a curated record.
AAGGAGUUUGUUCAAUCAGCUUGAUUUAGCCGGAAAUGAUUGAAUUUGAAUGUGUUAUAAGAGUAGGAAACUCCACAUCUUCCGGAUGUUUAAGAUUUCCGGGUCUCGUCUACUGAAACAACAACUGAAGCAAAACCCUUAGGACUGGUAACUAGCCAGCUUAUUGUUAUGCUAAAAUGGAGGAUACCUCGAGCGAACCCGGAUUUCCCUAAAAUAUGAGAUUUAACCAAAAGGAACUCGCUUUUAUUGCUACAAGAACAGACAUUCCCUUUGACAAGGAAGAUGUAUUGUGGUUGAAGGAGAAAGAAGGCCAUUUCUGGCAAAGGAACGAAGUUUAUACAGAAAGAUGGUUUCGCCUCAGAGGAAAUCUGCUGUUCUACUUCAAGACAAAAGACAAGACCUCUGACCCUGUUGGUGCUAUAGUGCUUGAACGGUGCCAAGUGUUAAAAGACUCACCAACUCAGAAGAAGCAUGGAUUCACAAUUGUGUUUGAUGAAGAUGACACCCAGAGGUAUCAUCUCAGAGGAAACUCAACCAAAGAUACAGAAGAAUGGAUGGAAAAGAUAAAAAAUGCCAGUUAUGAAAGUUUAAGAAGCAAGCUUCUUAGCUUGAGGAAACAGCUGAUGGAGAUUACUGGAAAGGAUCCACUUCCAGAUUUUCAUCCUCUAGCCCAACAAGAGCCCCUCAAGCCUGGCAUUGGUCAAUACUCAUCUACAAGUACAGCAGAUGCUGAUGAAACUCCUUUCUUGGAAAUGUGUAUUGCUUGUCAUCAGCUGAUUAGUUCAGAGGAAGGACAACUGCCAAAUGCCUUUGUUGAAAUUAGAACCAUGACCCCACCCUCAACAUCUUGGAGUAAACAUGCACAGACUGAAAUAAUUGAGCAAAAAAUUGACCCAUAUUUUCUGACAACUGUGGUGUUCCCUGAGGGAACAGUGAAUGAGAUGACUCGUUUAAAAUUAGCGGUGUUUGAUGUCAGAGACAGAGAAAAAGAAGAGAUGUCCUUGUUGGGCCAAGCAAUGUGCACAAUGGGAGACAUUUUAACAUCAGUUGAUCAGAAAUUGCUCUUAACUUUGACUCCUCUUGAUUCACCUGAUGCCUGUGGAACUGUCACAGUACUCGGAUGGAAGGUGGAUGGUCGUAAAUCAUCAAAAAGAAUUUCUCAAAUUGAGAAGGAGGAUGAUGUGGGAACUAGGAAAAAUAGCGGAAGAUCUAUGGCGAUGGUGGAACACAUUCAGAAAAGGAGUUACAGAUUCCCAACCACGAUGCGAGGUGUUGUUCUCAAAGUGGUGGAAAUGAUGGGAGAGAGCGUCCUCACUUUUAAAAUACCAAUUCAGCUGUUGAAAAUGUAUAUCGCAGAGGAGCAGCAGAAGAUUCUUGAGCUUCACCACCUGGGAGAUUUGAAUCCUAACUGGGAAAAUGCUCGGCAAGAGAUCCUUGACAAUCAUUUCAAGCUCAUCUGUGCUUACAAAGGCAAUCUUCAAGAACUUGUUCCUUUACAAGGUACAUUUUUUAAGCCUGCGAGACUCAGAAAUGAUAAGAAACUGGCUUUUAUUCCAAUUAAUCUGCACAUUCAGCGAAUGAAGGUUAUGCAAGACAAUGAGGGAGGGACAUUGUAUGACAUGGUCACCGUCGGUGCUCCAGCUGCUCAUACGCUUAAAUUUGGCCAGGGAGGACUAAGGCGACUGUACACGACACUUAGGAAGGCACAACAGAGUGGUGGGGAGAGUGAAAACAAAGCUCCAGUGGUGAAACAGCUUAGAGUUAAUUUGGAAAAAUUUAAGUCACAACUGAGCCAACAUUGUGAAAAUGUCAAGAAGGCCAUCAGAUCGGGAGAUGUGACAAAUCUGUUGGAAACCAUGUCGCGUCUUUCAGACAAGGCAACGCAGUUAUUGAAAUUUCGUGAAGCCCCUUUGGUGGUAGAAUCAUUAGCGUCGCUUGAGAAAGCUGUGCCUUCUCCUAAAGAGGAAGAUUCGCCUACAGACGGAGAUAAUUUCUGGAAUGUUCAGAUAUUUACCAAACCUAGUGCUAAGUGCCAGGAACUGUCUACUCUCGUCAAUCAGAGCCUCGUCAUGAUGCAGAGUCACAUGGAAAGUAUGGUUCAGAAUGCUCGGCCACCUGAAGGAAAAUCUUGGGUGGAAGUGAUUUUAUCUGAGGUGCAUGACUUUUCCAGAGCUGUAGACGGUCUAGUGAAGGAAAUCUAUCUGGGAAUGAUAUUCCUUCAGUUACAGGAAGAAGCCAAACACGCCUCUCUACUGUACGAAAUUCGAAGAAGGCAGGACAUUGUUUUCUCUCACGCAGUCACGGCUUUGGUGGCUGGGUUUGUUUGUAAACUUCACACAUCAUUCUCCAACGCUGUGUAUCUAAAGCAACUUGUUCAGAUUGGGUUUCUGGCACAUUUUGAGAGCCUUCUUACCACAAACGGGGAUGAAAUGGGAAUGCUGGAAGACGUGUGUGUGAGCAUAAGUAACCUAACGUGCGUCAAAUUUAAGUUCAAACUGUGUGACAGAGAAGAUGAAAUCCCAACUUUAAGUGGGAACAGGUCUUAUAUUCAAGUGAACGUGUCACUUCCGCCUGUCCACUUCCGGAGGCUGCCACGUGACUUACAGGAAGGUCGUUUAGUCAAGGUCAUUCCAGUGCUCUUUACACAAGGCAUCAAUGAACACGCUACAUUGGCUGAAAGAUUUGGAGAUACCAGUCUACAAGAAAAGAUCAAUGGUGAUAACUAUAGUAUCCUAAAUUUUUACCUUGAACAGUUCAAAGACAAGUUUCCCGACGCAAUUGCCUCCAGAAGGGAAGGUGAUCAUAGUGUGGAGCAGCUAAUGAAGUCCUUGAAAUCAAACAUUGAAAGCAGACGAGGGAAGAAUGUGGACAUUCUCCUCAUCAGCGAAGAGAUUUGUUGGAGGUUGAACGGAUGCCGUUUCAUGAGUUGUAAAAGCGCAAAAGACCGAACAGGAAUGGGAAUCACUUUGGAGCAGUGCAUGAUCCUCAAACGGGAACACAACAUGGACUCACAGUUUUUCCAGCAGGCCUUAGACGCCAUGAGAAGUGAAGGGACGAGACGAGAGAAUACAUUCAAGAACACUGGAAUACGAAGAUAUGCCUUCAAUUCGUGGCAAGUCAUGGCUUUGCCCAAACUCUAUCGACCCCCUGACGGUACUUACGGAAAAAAUGUUCAGACUUGAUAACAAGAAAGUGGAAAACAAGUCAUGAGGAAAAAAA